Pimephales promelas (fathead minnow) is the source of this 9623-nucleotide messenger RNA. The record is from RefSeq and is a predicted model, not a curated record. Lineage: Eukaryota; Metazoa; Chordata; Actinopteri; Cypriniformes; Leuciscidae.
CACAGGAAGUGUGUGUGUUUUAUCACACAGCGCUGUUAAAUCAGUCUAUUAAUGUGUCAGUAUGGGCUCCAGUGCACUGCCGCUCAUCUUGCUGAUGUCCCUCGUUCACUCUGGACUCAGUCAAGUGAAACCUGUAGUGACGGUGAAGCCAGAUCAGCCUGUGUUCAUAGGAGAGACAGUCACUCUCACAUGUGUCAUACAGGGAGGAGGAAACAAUCAUUGGACAUACAGAUGGAUUAAAGAUGGAAACGAUGUCUGUGCAUGUAUAACAACAACAGCAGAUUACAGUUUCACAGCUGAUGCGUCUCGCAGGGGUAAAUACAGUUGUAGAGGAGAGAGAUCACACUCACACACACAGACCAGUGAUGGAGUUACACUGACUGUAUCAGAUAAGCCGACUCUGACUGUAAAGCCCCAGAGUUCAGUGUUCACUGGAGACACAGUUACUCUCAGCUGUGACGUGGGAAGAUCAACUGGAUGGACGUUUCUCUGGACGAAAGACUCAAACUGUGAAUCCAGUGAUUAUACAAGAACUAAAACUAUCAGUUCUGUGAGAGUCUCUGAUGGAGGAACAUACUGGUGUAGAGCACAGCGAAGAAACUACAAUACAGGGUACAGUAAUGGAAUACAGAUAACAGUGAGAGAGAGACCCAAACCUGUAGUAAAGGUGAAGCCUGAUGUCCGUGUGUUCAGAGGAGAGAGAGUCACUCUCACAUGUGACCUACAGGAGACAGGAGUCUGGACGUACAGCUGGUAUAAAGAUCAAGAUAACAGCAGAAGAACAGACCAGAUCUAUCACAGCGCAGGACAACACCAGAUCUAUAUAAUCACAUCUGUGGAUUCGUCUGAUGCUGGUCUGUACAGAUGUAGAGGAACUCAGACUGAAACCCAACAGCACUCAGAGAUCAGUGAUGGAGUUACACUGACAGUAUCAGAUUUACCCACAUCUACAGUGACUGUGACACCAGACAGUCCUGUCUUCACUGGAGAAACAGUCAAUCUGAAGUGUGUGAUAAACUCUGAUCACAGUGACUGGAGAUAUGAGUGGUAUAAAGGCAGUGUAAAGUUACAGACGUCAGAUUAUCGUUACACUGUAAACAGAGACACUGUCACUAUCAGAAGAGCUACUGAGUCUGAUCAGGGUCAGUACUGGUGUAAAGGACAGAGAGAUGGAAGACCAAACUCAUCAACAUCAAGCUCUGCUGUUUCUCUCUCUGUGAAGGAUUUACCCACAUCUACAGUGACUGUGACACCAGCCGGUCCUGUCUUCACUGGAGAAUCAGUCAAUCUGAAGUGUGUGAUAAACUCUGAUCACAGUAACUGGAGAUAUGAGUGGUAUAAAGACAGUGUAAAGUUACAGACGUCAGAUUAUCGUUACACUGUAAACAGAGACACUGUCACUAUCAGAAGAGCUACUGAGUCUGAUCAGGGUCAGUACUGGUGUAAAGGACAGAGAGAUGGAAGACCAAACUCAUCAACAUCAAGCUCUGCUGUUUCUCUCUCUGUGAAGGAUAAACCGACUCUGACUGUAAAGCCCCAGAGUUCAGUGUUCACUGGAGACACGGUUACUCUCAGCUGUGACGUGGGAAGAUCAACUGGAUGGACGUUUCACUGGAGGAAAGACUCACACUGGGAAUCCGGUGAUUAUACAGCAACUAAAACUAUCAGUUCUGUGAGAGUCUCUGAUGGAGGAACAUACGGGUGUAUAGCAGAGCGAGGAAACUCCUAUACAGACUUCAGUAAUGCAAUACAGAUAACAGUGAGAGAGAGACCCAAACCUGUAGUGAAGGUGAAGCCUGAUGUCCGUGUGUUCAGAGGAGAGAGAGUCACUCUCACAUGUGACAUACAGGAGACAGGAGUCUGGAGGUACAGCUGGUAUAAAGAUCAAGAUAACAGCAGAAGAACAGACCAGAUCUAUAUAAUCACAUCUGUGGAUUCGUCUCAUGCUGGUCUGUACAGUUGUAGAGGAACUCAGACUGAAACCCCACAGCACUCAGAGAUCAGUGAUGGAGUUACACUGACAGUAUCAGAUAAACCGACUCUGACUGUAAAGCCCCAGAGUUCAGUGUUCACUGGAGACACAGUUACUCUCAGCUGUGACGUGGGAAGAUCAACUGGAUGGACGUUUCACUGGUGGAAAAACUCAAACUGGGAAUCCAGUGAUGAUGCAGGAACUAAAACUAUCAGUUCUCUGAGAGUCUCUGAUGGAGGAACAUACGAGUGUAGAGCAGAGCGAGGAAACUCAUAUACAGACCCCAGUAAUGCAAUACAGAUAACAGUGAAAAAGAGACCCAAACCUGUAGUGAAGGUGAAGCCUGAUGUCCGUGUGUUCAGAGGAGAGAGAGUCACUCUCACAUGUGACAUACAGGAGACAGGAGUCUGGACGUACAGCUGGUAUAAAGAUCAAGAUAACAGCAGAAGAACAGACCAGAUCUAUAUAAUCACAUCUGUGGAUUCGUCUCAUGCUGGUCUGUACAGAUGUAGAGGAACUCAGACUGAAACCCAACAGCACUCAAAGAUCAGUGAUGGAGUUACACUGACUGUAUCAGGUUUACCCACAUCUACAGUGACUGUGACACCAGCCGGUCCUGUAUUCACUGGAGAAACAGUCAAUCUGAAGUGUGUGAUAAACUCUUAUUACAGUAACUGGAGAUAUGAGUGGUAUAAAGUAAGAGGCCAAGACAGUGUAAUAUUACAGACGUCUGAUCGUUACACUGUAAACAGAGACACUGUCACUAUCAGAGGAGCUACUGGGUCUGAUCAGGGUCAGUACUGGUGUAAAGGACAGAGAGAUGGAAGACCAAACUCAUCAACAUCAAGAUCGGCUGUUUCUCUCUCUGUGAAGGGAAAACCUGUAGUGAAGGUGAAGCCAGAUCAGCCUGUGUUCAGAGGAGAGAGAGUCACUCUUACAUGUGACAUACAGGGAGGAGGAAACAUUCAGUGGAGAUACAGCUGGAUUAGAGAUGGACACACUGGCUAUCAAUAUACAACAACAACAGCAGAUUACAGUUUCACAGCUGAUGUGUCUCUCAGUGGUAAAUACAGAUGUAGAGGAGAGAGAUCAGACUCACACACAGAUAGUGAUGGAGUUACACUGACUGUAUCAGGUUUACCCACAUCUACAGUGACUGUGACACCAGCCGGUCCUGUAUUCACUGGAGAAACAGUCAAUCUGAAGUGUGUGAUAAAACCUUAUCACAGUAACUGGAGAUAUGAGUGGUAUAAAGACAGUGAAAAGUUACAGACGUCUGGUCGUUACACUGUAAACAGAGACACUGUCACUAUCAGUGGAGCUACUGAGUCUGAUCAGGGUCAGUACUGGUGUAAAGGACAGAGAGAUGGAAGACCAAACUCAUCAACAUCAAGAUCUGCUGUUUCUCUCUCUGUGAAGGGAAAACCUGUAGUGAAGGUGAAGCCAGAUCAGCCUGUGUUCAGUGGAGAGACAGUCACUCUCACAUGUGUCAUACAGGGAGGAGGAAACAUUCAGUGGAGAUACAGAUGGAUUAAAGAUGGAAACACUGGCUAUCCAUAUACAACAACACCAACAACAGCAGAUUACAGUUUCACAGCUGAUGCGUCUCACAGGGGUAAAUACAGUUGUAGAGGACAGAGAUCAGACUCACACACAGAGAUCAGUGAUGGAGUUACACUGACUGUAUCAGAUUUACCCACAUCUACAGUGACUGUGACACCAGCCGGUCCUGUAUUCACUGGAGAAACAGUCAAUCUGAAGUGUGUGAUAAAACCUUAUCACAGUAACUGGAGAUAUGAGUGGUAUAAAGACAGUGAAAAGUUACAGAAGUCUGGUCGUUACACUGUAAACAGAGACACUGUCACUAUCAGAAGAGCUACUGAGUCUGAUCAGGGUCAGUACUGGUGUAAAGGACAGAGAGAUGGAAGACCAAACUCAUCAACAUCAAGAUCUGCUGUUUCUCUCUCUGUGAAGGAUUUACCCACAUCUACAGUGACUGUGACACCAGCCGGUCCUGUCUUCACUGGAGAAACAGUCAAUCUGAAGUGUGUGAUAAACUCUGAUCAGAGUAACUGGAGAUAUGAGUGGUAUAAAGACAGUGAAAAGUUACAGAAGUCUGGUCGUUACACUGUAAACAGAGACACUGUCACUAUCAGAGGAGCUACUGAGUCUGAUCAGGGUCAGUACUGGUGUAAAGGACAGAGAGAUGGAAGACCAAACUCAUCAACAUCAAGCUCUGCUGUUUCUCUCUCUGUGAAGGGUUUACCCACAUCUACAGUGACUGUGACACCAGCCGGUCCUGUAUUCACUGGAGAAACAGUCAAACUGAAGUGUGUGAUAAACUCUGAUCACAGUGACUGGAGAUAUGAGUGGUAUAAAGACAGUGUAAUAUUACAGAAGUCUGAUCGUUACACUGUAAACAGAGACACUGUCACUAUCAGAGGAGCUACUGAGUCUGAUCAGGGUCAGUACUGGUGUAAAGGACAGAGAGAUGGAAGACCAAACUCAUCAACAUCAAGAUCUGCUGUUUCUCUCUCUGUGAAGGGUUUACCCACAUCUACAGUGACUGUGACACCAGCCGGUCCUGUAUUCACUGGAGAAACAGUCAAUCUGAAGUGUGUGAUAAACUCUGAUCACAGUAACUGGAGAUAUGAGUGGUAUAAAGACAGUGUAAAGUUACAGACGUCAGAUUAUCGUUACACUGUAAACAGAGACACUGUCACUAUCAGAGGAGCUACUGAGUCUGAUCAGGGUCAGUACUGGUGUAAAGGACGGAGAGAUGGAAGACCAAACUCAUCAACAUCAAGAUCUGCUGUUUCUCUCUCUGUGAAGGGUUUACCCACAUCUACAGUGACUGUGACACCAGCCGGUCCUGUAUUCACUGGAGAAACAGUCAAUCUGAAGUGUGAGAUAAACUCUGAUCACAGUGGCUGGACAUAUGAGUGGUGGUAUAAAGUAAAAGGCAAAGGCAGUGUAAUAUUACAGAAGUCUGAUCGUUACACUGUAAACAGAGACACUGUCACUAUCAGAGGAGCUACUGAGUCUGAUCAGGGUUGGUACGAGUGUAAAGGACACAUAUAUGGAAGACCAAACUCAUCAACAUCAAGCUCUGUUUAUCUCUCUGUGAAGGGUUUACCCACAUCUACAGUGACUGUGACACCAGCCGAUCCUGUAUUCACUGGAGAAACAGUCAAUCUGAAGUGUGUGAUAAACUCUAAUCACAGUAACUGGAGAUAUGAGUGGUAUAAAGGCAGUGUAAAGUUACAGACGUCUGGCCGUUACACUGUAAACAGAGACACUGUCACUAUCAGAGGAGCUACUGGGUCUGAUCAGGGUUGGUACGAGUGUAAAGGACAGAUAUAUGGAAGACCAAACUCAUCAACAUCAAGCUCUGUUUAUCUCUCUGUGAAGGGUUUACCCACAUCUACAGUGACUGUGACACCAGCCGGUCCUGUAUUCACUGGAGAAACAGUCAAUCUGAAUUGUGGGAUAAACUCUUAUUACAGUGACUGGACAUAUGAGUGGUGGUAUAAAGUAAAAGGCAAAGACCGUGUAAAGUUACAGACGUCUGAUCAUUACACUGUAGACACAGACACUGUCACUAUCAGAGGAGCUACUGAGUCUGAUCAGGGUUGGUACGAGUGUAAAGGACAGAGAGAUGGAAGACCAAACUCAUCAACAUCAAGCUCUGUUUCUCUCUCUGUGAAGGGAAAACCUGUAGUGAAUGUGAAGCCAGAUCAGCGUGUGUUCAGUGGAGAGAGAGUCACUCUCACAUGUGUCAUACAGGGAGGAGGAAACAUUCAGUGGAGAUACAGCUGGAUUAAAGAUGGAAACACUGACUAUCCAUUUAUAACAACAACAGCAUCAGAGAUCAGUUUCGCAGCUGAUGAGUCUCUCAGGGGUGAAUACAGAUGUAGAGGAAAGAGAUCAGACUCACACACAGACUUCAGUGAUGGAGUUACACUGACUGUAUCAGGUUUACCCACAUCUACAGUGACUGUGACACCAGCCAGUCCUGUAUUCACUGGAGAAACAGUCAAACUGAAGUGUGUGAUAAAUUAUUACAGUAACUGGAGAUAUGAGUGGUAUAAAGACAGUAAAAAGUUACAGACGUCAGAUUAUCGUUACACUGUAAACAGAGACACUCUCACUAUCAGAGGAGCUACUGAGUCUGAUCAGGGUCAGUACUGGUGUAAAGGACAGAGAGGUGGAAGACCAAAGUCAUCAACAUCAAGCUCUGCUGUUUAUCUCUCUGUGAAGGGAAAACCUGUAGUGACGGUGAAGCCAGAUCAGCAUGUGUUCAGAGGAGAGACAGUCACUCUCACAUGUGACAUACAGGGAGGAGGAAACAUUCAGUGGAGAUACAGCUGGAUUAAAGAUGGACACACUGUCAAUCCAAAUACAACAACAACAGCAGAUUACAGUUUCACAGCUGAUGAGUUUCGCAGGGGUAAAUACAGUUGUAGAGGAGAGAGAUCAGACUCACACACAGACUUCAGUGAUGGAGUUACACUGACUGUAUCAGGUUUACCCACAUCUACAGUGACUGUGACACCAGCCGGUCCUGUAUUCACUGGAGAAACAGUCAAUCUGAAGUGUGGGAUAAAUUAUUACAGUGACUGGACAUAUGAGUGGUAUAAAGACAGUGUAAAGUUACAGAAGUCUGGUCGUUACACUGUAGACAGAGACACUGUCACUAUCAGAGGAGCUACUGGGUCUGAUCAGGGUCAGUACGGGUGUAAAGGACAGAGAGAUGGAAGACCAAACUCAUCAACAUCAAGAUCUGCUGUUUCUCUCUCUGUGAAGGAUCUACAGCCGAAGCCUGAACUCACAUCAGAUCCUGCAGGAGCUGCACUGACUGGAAACACAGUGACUUUGACCUGUCGCAUGAAUCUAACCAGAGACUGGGACAUUUACUGGUACAAACACACACUGAACCCCGAGACAGAGAAGACACAAACACACUCCUACAGCCUGAAGAUUGAUUCAGUGUCUGAUGGAGGCCAGUACUGGUGUAGAGCUGGAAGAGGGGAACCAGUCUAUUACACACAAUACAGUGAUGCACUGUGGGUAAAUGUUACAGUGAGUCCUAAAGCUGUGGUGACGGUACGACCUGAUGAACGAGUGUUUAGAGGAGAAACAGUCACUCUCAGAUGUGAUAUAAAGUGGGCAGGAGACACUGAGUGGACAUACAGAUGGGAAAUAGAGGGAACCAACAACUGGGAUAGAAACUCUGCCAGUCGAUGUACAGAACAACACUGCUGCACUGGAGCUGAUAAACAGACACACAGAAAUGCUGUCAGUCGGUGCUCAACACAAGAGUUGAUCAUCAGCAGUGUCGAUCUCUUUCACAGCGGUGAAUACAGUUGUACAGGACUGAUACACACUCACAGCUCUCAGCGCAGUGAUGCUGUUACACUGACUGUCUCAGCUGAAGCUCAGGCAUCACUGCGAGUGUCUCCACAGCCGUGGCUGACUGAAGGAGAAUCAGUGACUCUGAUCUGUGAGGUUUCAGGCUCCUCUACAGGCUGGACGUUCAGCUGGUUCAGAGAUCAUGAUCAUCUGUCAGACAGCAGCAGAGGAGCUGGAGGAUCUUACACUCUCAGUCCUGCUGCUCUACAGCACACAGGAGUUUAUACGUGCAGAGCAGAGAGAGGACGACCAGCCUAUUACACACACAACAGCAGCUCACACACACUGUGGCUCACUGGAGUUUCUGCUUCAGUGUCUCUGGUCAUCGAUCCCAGCAGAAGUCAACACUUCUCAUCUCAGUCUCUCUCUCUGAGCUGUGUGGAUCAGAGUAACUCUGCUGGAUGGACAGUGAGAAGAUACACAGACACACACACACGAACCUGUGCCAAACAAACAGGAUCUGGAUGUGUAAUCGACUCUCUCAGCACAUCUGACUCUGGAGUGUACUGGUGUGAGUCUGAAUCUGGACAGAAACGCCGUCCUCGAAACAUCACUGUACACGACGGUGAGGUGAUUCUGGCGAGUUCUGUUGAUCCUGUGAUUGAGGAAGAGACUCUGACUCUACACUGUUUACAUCGAUCUACAAACUCCCCGAUCUCCAGCGCUGAUUUCUAUAAAGACGGAUCACUGAUCCAGAAUCAGACGACAGGAGAGAUGAGCAUCACUACUGUCUCAAAGUCACAUGAGGGUUUCUACUCCUGUAAAACAGAGAGAGGACAGUCUCUCCACAGCUGGAUCUCAGUCACAGUCUCAACAGCUUCAUCUUUUUAUCUGGCCGUUGGUGUGUGUGUAGGAUCGAGUGUUUGCUUGUUGUUCUUCAUCUCACUGGUUCUGCUGUGCAGACACAAACACAAAAAAGAUCAGCAGAUUCAACAGACAUCAGACCCGAAUCCAUCCAGAGAAUCUCUACCGUUAAACUCUCGCCUAAAAUCUGCAGAUUCUGAUCACAUUUAUGAUGACGUGGUUUCAGUGAAUAAGAGAGACAAAGAGCCGCUGGAAGACGUCACAUAUUCAGAGGUCACUGUUAAGAAAAACAUAUCAGUGGAUAAAGAUGAACCAAUGGCAGAGUCAGAUAAUGUGAUGUACUCAGAAGUGAAAACAAAAGGAAAGAAAUGCAAAAGCAAAGAUAUUAAUACUGCAGGACCCAGUGAUUUGACUUACGCACAGAUCAAUAUACAGGACAAAAAGAGUAAAGGCGCUGGACUCGCUGAUGUUCUGAUUGAAAUGAAAUCUAAGGAGAAACACAGAGGGAAGAGCAGCAAGCCUGAAGACACUUUAUACUCUGAAGUGAAGAUCAACACGGAUAGAGGUGCGGAUGCUGGAGUCGCUGAUGCAACUUAUGCUCAAGUUUUAAGGAAGAAAGAUCACAAAAACAAUAAAACACGUCCCUGAGAGCAGCGAAGAAAACAGACGACAAAGAGAAAGCGCAGAAGAAAUGAGUCUGAGUGAUGCUUAUGCUCAUGCUUGACUGAAAGAGAACGGCACUCCAUUAUCUGCACUCAUAUUAAUAAUAAUAAUAAUAAUACAUUUUAUUUGUAAGGCACUUUACAUUUGACACCAAAUCUCAAAGUGCUACAGUAAAACAGUGUUAAAAAUAGACAUAAGAAAUUCAGUAAUAAAAACAGAAUAUGUUAGAAAGAGGAAUUAAAAACAAGCAUUAGCUAUUAAAAUAAGCCUGUGUAAAAUUAUUAUAUAAGGAAAUGUAAAACAUGUUCUCUCUAGUGAUGCCAUUUUCUCUAUUUUUGAUGACAGUCUUACAUUCGAUUCUUUUGUACAUAUUUUUAAUCUCAGAAAUAUAGCCAGAUUGCGCCUACAUUUCUCUGUAGCUGAAAAGCGGAUGAACUCAUUUGUUGUCUCUCGGAUAGAUUACUGUAACGCCCUUUUAGCCAAAGUGUUAAAUCCACUUUAAAUAAGCAGUUCAAUUCUCCUCCGCCAGGAUCUGGACCAGUACGUGCAAACAUAUUACUCCUGUUGUGGCUCUCGCUCAGGUCCAGUGUCGCUUUUAAAAUGAUGAUGCUGGCAUUACAUGGCUUGGCUCCUCAUUGUUUAUCUGCAUUGUUAACCCAUUACAACCCAAAUCACAGACUCCUGGCGGUCUAAUUCGCUCACACUUCCACAAACCCGCUUAAAGGGUUCACCCAAAAAUGAAAAUUCUGUCAGUAUUUACUCACCCUCAUGU